Molecule: messenger RNA, 3753 nt
Organism: Pomacea canaliculata
Lineage: Eukaryota; Metazoa; Mollusca; Gastropoda; Architaenioglossa; Ampullariidae
Product: secreted frizzled-related protein 3-like
Exons: 5
Coding region: 777-1841 (354 amino acids)
Biological process (GO): non-canonical Wnt signaling pathway; canonical Wnt signaling pathway
Cellular component (GO): cytoplasm
Molecular function (GO): Wnt-protein binding
Source: RefSeq, a predicted model, not a curated record
CCAGCGCCCCACCAACACUCACCUGUCGCACCUGAGGCCAAAAACCUUCGUUGUCUGUGUGUGCCGCAGUCGUCCCCGCUGCACGAUUACCUGCAUGCGCCCAGAGUCGCCUCCCUUACUCCCCACCCUCCGUCAGUCCCUCCCGUCAUUGACAGGACCGUUGUGGUUGUCCGUUAGUUUGUCGUCGGGUACAGGAACACACGACUGUCUACAGGACACCCGGCAAGCCACUCCAGACUCUUCUAGACCUGCACUCUUCCCUGGAACUCAGGACCUCAGCGAAAUAUGUACCCGAACUUCAAAAACAGGUUUCGAGACCCGCAGCAAGAAAGGAUUCCAUCAGCUCAGGUUACAAUUGGGAAAUAAUCAAGGGGCUUAGGAUCGACCAGCUGCCGAAAGACUGAACAGAGACAGCAGUCCUCGUGUGGAUUCUAAGGUUUGCUUUCUUCUCAAUCAACAUGUUCUCGCAGAAACCUCUAGCAACCAGCCUUGCCAGUGAACAGGGCUGAACUUGCCAGUGAACAGUAGUGGUGUUCAUGCUAGCGAACAUCAGUGUCAUGCCAGCAAUCAGCUGAUGUAGUUCACACACAGAGUCUGAUCUUGCCAAGCUCCACGACCUGUCGAGCAACAUCGUGGACACGAGCAUCAUGCGCACGACACACAACAGAGCUCGAGCUUGAAAAACAUUUUUCUGCUUCUAACAUUCGGCUUAAUCUGUUCGAGCUUCUCCGCCCUCCCCACCCGUCAACAUCCAAAUCGUCAAGAGAGAAAAAAAAAUGCCGACACGAGGGUCAAGGCUGUCCACCCAGGUCGUCAUGACAUUGGCCACCGUCAGCCUGACGUCCAUGACCUCGGCCUUCACCCGCGGCAAGCUGGACCGCUGCGAGGCCAUCGACGUGCCGCGCUGCCGCUCCAUGCCGUACAACAUGACGCGCAUGCCCAACCUGCUGCACCACAGCACGCAGGAGAACGCGCGCCUGGCCUUCGAGCAGUUCCACGUGCUGCUGGACCAGGACUGCUCGCCCGUGCUGCUCUUCCUGCUGUGCGCCAUGUACGUGCCCAUCUGCACCGUGGCCUUCCAGCCCGACCCCAUCCCGCCCUGCAGGGACGUCUGCGAGCGCGCGAGGGCGGGAUGCGAACCCCUGAUGCAGGCCCACAACGUCUCGUGGCCCGAGGCCCUCAGCUGCUCUCACCUGCCGCGCUACGAGCGAGGGGUGUGCGUCUCCCCUGAGGCGAUCAUCACUCCCAACACCGGCAAGAAAAAAUGUACUUGCAAAAAGAAGAAGCAAAGGGUGAAAAGCAUGCUCAGAAAACACCAGUAUCAGUACGCUGUUCACGCUCGACUGGUGAAGCUGAAGAAAACGGAUCCAAGGACGGUAACCCUGAAAGUGCACGUGGAGGAAGUUCUUUUCUGCAGUGACGUGAAGUUUCCACGCUCUAAUCACGUGACUCUGUGGAUGAACAGCAGCUGUGCUUGUCCCAAGCUGCGCGAGGGCCGCCACUACCUGUUCGCGGGCCACCAAGAUGCAGUUGAAGGGAAGCUACUCCUGCCGCCGGCCUCCGCGGUUGCUGUCCCUUGGCGAAAUAAAUGGGGAGCGCGUGUUAAGCGAUGGCAUCAGCAGCUCACCAAGACCAGGGCGGAGGAUGAAACCCGGAGGACAUCAUCUGCUCCAAGAAACCCUGUCUCCGCGAAGCACGGACCCAGACGGGAGAAAAAAGAGAGAGAAGUGGAAGAUACCGGCGAUGGUAUGAAGCAUGCGCAGAAGCAUAAUUCCAGCUCCAAAGAGCACGCGGAUGGAACUAGGUUAGAACGACUGAACACCAAUCAGACUGAGCGGUAGAAAGUGGUCACCGAGAUGACCAAGACCGGCUUCCAGAGGACGAACAAACAAACAGGCAGCGCAUAAUUUUCAGAGACAGAGAUCACUGGCUGUGGGGUCAUCACGUUGACCCUUUCACAGAAACUGUGAAUGCACCAAAAUCCUUGUAACUGGUUACAUUUUAUGAUGGCAAUACCAAAUUAAAUGCAUCGGGGAUGAACAUUUCUGAAUAGUUCCGAAGAUUUAAUAGACCUGGAUUUAUCUUUAUUCAGGUGCAUUUGUGCAAGGUUGGUGAAAGCAAAACUAAGACUAAGUUUUGUGGCAUGCUUGCGAUUCAUGUCAGGACAGCUGUAGUUCCUGAGUUUAGGCUCCAGCUCACAAUUUUCUAAAACCAGUGGAAUAGGGAGUGGAUAACUCUUCUGCACUGUGUGAAAACAGUGUAUGGAGAAAUCAACUUCAAGAAUAUUCCUGAAAUUUGUAAAAGACAUACACAGGAAACUGAUUGCUGCAGGCGCUUCAACAUGUACUGUUGUGUUCCUCCAUGUACAGUCAGUGGUUGUGAACUGGUGAUGUGAGUGACUUUCUUCUAAUGAACCACACCUUCUGCACCUUCUACACCUUCUACACCUUCUACACGAUUUUGUCGACAGGAGCUGUGGUUGGUAGAAUCGUGGCCAGUACACAAACAAAGUCCCAUGACACAUUGCAGGAACUAACUACUGAUUUCAGUUCACUAAGAACCCAUGUUCCUACACCUAAAACUCAAACAUCUGUGUAGGUCCGCAUGAACAAACAGAAAAAGAAUGACACGAAGUAGGUUUGACUACUUCCAAAGAGUUCAGACCCAUGUUUUCAUGGCAGUGAGGUGGACUUUGUUAUAUAGAAAAUAAUUUCGUCAGCUGUUGUAGACUGCUUUCAAUAUAGACAGUCUGACUAGAUGUUGUUGAAGUCCAGGACAAUAUGUAGAAGUUUUUGUUGGUUUUUUUUUUACGGUCGGUCCUCAACAUUCCCGGAUUUCACUUGCGCAGUUUUGAUUAUUCCUGGGGUUGCAAUUAAUAAUUAAUUGGGAAUAUUUAGGAAAUUUUAAAAGCUGGCUGUAAAGAAUGUAAAGAAAGUUUUAAAAUGUCAUAAAUGCUUAAACUAUAUGUAUUACUAAUAUUAAUCUGUUUUCUCUUUAACUGCCACGAACAGGCGCUACAAAUUAUUUGCGAAAUUUCCUCAGUCGGCUAUGAAACAAAAGGCCGAUUACAUUAUUUUAGUGUGUUUUCUAAGAAAUUUUAUGUGAAGAAAUGUAGUGCUGUGAAUGUAUGAAAAUAGUUUAAAAGCUGACUUACAGGUGACCAAACCUGAAGGUGUGUGUACCUGAUGUACUUGUCACGAGGGCAGCAGAACUGAAGUACAUUCACUUUCUUGUGUAUCAUUUAAACAUGUCAGGCUUCAGGUACAAGCCUUAAAAUUCCAGUUAGAGCCUACAUAAUGUAGGUUGUCCUUAAUUAACAUGUAAGAAAUAUUUAAAAAAAUCCUUUUUCCCUCGAACCUAAUAACAUGACUAUUGUUGUAGAUAUUGUUUAUAUCUAACCUCUUGUGUUAUUGUCUUUAUUAUCUUCUCCAUUAUUUCCUCGAUGGCACCAAAGAGUUAGCUUUUAAGUUUAAAUAUGUUAUUCACUUGUUCUUCGUGUUCAGUUAUGAUGAAACGGACUGGAAGAUUUUCAUCAGGAAUUUAUAUGAUGUUUCAUCAAUUCUGUAAAAAGAUUGUAUGUUGUAGAAGAAUCGUAUCAUCAAUAUCUGUAAAAUGUCUUUUAUUUGCUGUAGAUAUUUGAUUUCACGAGAAAAUAUUAAAAGUUUUUAUGCUUUAAACAUUUUUAUGAAUGUCAAACAUUUGAGUAUGAUAUUAUUAGUUUACUCACUGGAGUGCAUGAAUUAAAAUUUUGAA